This is a messenger RNA of Alexandromys fortis (reed vole), 3151 nucleotides long. RefSeq names its product serum amyloid A like 1 (gene Saal1). Gene Ontology annotation, biological process: positive regulation of synoviocyte proliferation. The record is from RefSeq and is a predicted model, not a curated record. Gene Ontology annotation, cellular component: nucleoplasm. The coding region runs from base 28 to 1452 and encodes 474 amino acids. The transcript has 12 exons. NCBI's taxonomy places the organism in Eukaryota, Metazoa, Chordata, Mammalia, Rodentia, Cricetidae.
CUUCCGGCGCCUCUUGUGGGCGACAUCAUGGACCGUAACCCGUCCCCUCCUCCGCCUAGCUGCAAUCAGGAGGACGAGGAGGACCUGGCCGGGGGAGACUGCAUUGGGAGCACGGUCUACAGCAAACACUGGCUCUUCGGAGUACUCAGCGGACUCAUCCAGAUUGUCACACCUGAAAGUGCCAAGUCUGGCUCAGAUGAUGAUGAGCAACAGAUGGAGCUCCCUGAGGAAAUGGAGAACGAAAUCUGCAGAGUCUGGGAUAUGUCCAUGGAUGAGGAUGUGGCUUUGUUUCUACAAGAAUUUAAGGCUCCUGAUAUAUUCAUGGGAGUGCUGGCCAAAUCCAGGUGUCCCCGAUUAAGAGAAAUUUGUGUGGGAAUUUUAGGGAAUAUGGCUUGUUUCCGGGAGAUAUGUGUGUCCAUCAGCAGCUGCGAAGAUCAUGGGCAGGUGCUUCUGCAGUGUUUGUGCGACUCAGACCCACCCACUCUGCUAGAAACCAGCAGGUUGUUGCUUACUUGCCUUUCCCAGGCAGAAGUGGCCAGUGUCUGGGUUGAAAGGAUCCGGGAACAUCCGUCCAUUUAUGCUAGCGUCUGCUUCAUCAUGUCAAGUUCAACAAAUGUUGACUUGUUGGUGAAGGUGGGGGAGGUCGUGGACAAGCUCUUUGACUUGGAUGAAAAACUCAUGUUGGAGUGGAUUAGAAAUGGGACUGCCCGGCUUCCGGACCAACCCCAGGAGGACUCUGAAGAGCAGCCAGUAUUUUCUUUUGUACCCAGUAUACUGGAAGCUGCCAGACAAAUACGGUCUGAAAACCUGGAAGGGCUGGAUGUUUACAUGCACAUCUUACAGCUGCUCACCACCGCGGACGAUGGGAUUCAAGCAAUUGUACAGUGUCCUGAUACUGCAAAAGACACAUGGAAUUUACUUUUUGACCUGGUGUGCCAUGAAUUCUGCCAAGUUGGUGACCCGCCCAUCAUACUGCAGGAGCAGAAAACAGUACUGGCCUCUGUCUUCUCCGUGAUGUUGGCCAUCAGUGCUUCGUGGGCUGCACAGGAGCACCCCAAGAGGGAAGAAGUGGCUCUUCCUCUAAUUGACAGCCUGAUUCGGGUGUUACAAAAUAUGGAACAUUGUCAGAAGAAACCAGAGAACUCCACAGAGUCUGACCCAGAGGAGCCUACAAACUGUGGUUCAACCCAAGAUGAGUUCCAUAUGAAGAUCCUGAAGGAUAUUUCAUGUGAAUUCCUUUCUAAUAUUUUUCAGGAGUUAACAAAGGAAACUGUGGCUCAGGGACUGAAGGAGGGCCAGUUAAACAAAGAGAAGUGUUCCUGUGCAUUUCAGAGCCUCCUGCCCCUCUACAGCCCCGUGGUGGAAGACUUCAUUAAAGUCCUAUGCGAGGUUGACAAGGCUCUUGCCGAGGACCUGGAAGAAAGCUUCCCUAGUGUGAAGGCUCAGACUUGAGACCCAAGUUGGAAUCCUGCUCUCUAAGGAAUAAACUGUUUCCUAUGGUUUGAAGUUGGCAUUUGGAAGAUUUGGAUGAAUGUUGUAUCAGACCGUGUACUUCCUGAUGUCCCUCCUCCCCAUUUACCCCACUUUCAUUUGCGCCGGUCACUAGCCAUCAGCGCACACCAUCCCCUUUCCCAGUCCCAGUGGCCCACCGUGCAGAUCUUUGCACUUACUUACUCAUAACCAUGAGGGCUGUGCUGUUCCAUCCAGGGAUGAAAAGGAAGAGGCAUUCUAGAAUGUUCUGGCAGCUUCCCCUGACCCCUGUUCUGUGUUAUAUUUAAUGUCCCGAUCCUCCCUGCACUCUGUAAGAGGUAAAGUAUAACCGGCUUAGAGCGCUAACCUGCUAAUACACUGUAGUGGUUAUGUGAGCAUUUAACAGGCUGUGUAGACUUCCCAGACUGUUAGUGACAACUUGGAAGCAGUAGUUACUCUCUUAAUUUGGGUGUCUAUUGCUGUACAGAGACACCAUGACCGUGGCAGCUCUUAUGAAGGAAAGCAUUUUAUUGUGGUGGCUCACUUACAGUUCAGAGUUUAGUCCAUUGUCAUGGUGGGACAUGGCAGCAUGCAGGCAGACACGGUGCUGGAGAAGGAGCUGAGAGUUCUACAUCUUACAGGCAACAGGAAGUUGACUGAAACACUGGAGUAGCUUGAGCAUAGGUGAGACCUCAAAGCCCACCCCCACAGUGACACAUGCCCUUUGGGGACCAUUUUCUUUUUACUUCUUUCCUCCCUUUUUCCUUCCUUCCUUCCUUCCUUCCUUCCUUCCUUCCUUCCUUCCUUCCUUCCUUCCUUCCUUUUUUUUUUGGUUUUUUGAGACAGGGUUUCUUUGUGUAACAGUCCUGGCUGUCCUGAAACUUUCUUUGUAGACCAGGCUGUCCUCAAACUCAUUCCCAAGUGCCAGGAUUAAAGGUAUGUGCCACCACCACCUGGCUGGCAUUCUCUUUCAAACCACCACAGUUACUUUGCCUUUGUUCCCCCGAGAGUCACUCUGGUUCGCAGCUGGAGGUGGAAAUGCAUGGUUUUGCUUCAGAGCGUGAUUUACUGGAGCAAAUUGUAGAUGAGAUUGAGGGAAUGUGACAGCCUCUGCAGUCUGUCUCCCUGGUGCUUCGUCCCUCCAACCAAGGCUUCCUGAUGAGGAUACUGGCACAGCCAACCAGGUGCUUAGGAUUCAGUCUGCAUCACUUGAGGUACUAACUGGAGUUCUUCAUUGGCUUUUUAAAGUCUCAGUUGUGCAUAAUAAGGGCAGCUUUACAAAUCCAUCCCAGUUCUCCUCAGAACCUUUGAAUCUAAGGGGAUGUUCUUUGUACUCCUUGAAGGAUUUGUGUUUAUAAAAUGUAUAAAAAUUAUCUUCAUUAUCCCAGCUAAACUGCAUGGAGACUCUUGCCCUGAGGAUUGUUGGUGUCUUCUCACUAUGGAAACUGAGUAUGUGGUUUGGCACUAGCACAGCCUUGUUGGAAGUCUUUAGUGGUUUUGUGGUAUAGUAGGUAGGGAAAGAAACUAUCAGAAUCUCAAACAUGAAAAGUUUUUAAGAUAUUGCUAUUCUCAGUGCUUAUUCAUUGGGUUAGUCAAACCUACAAGCUGGUCAGACAUCGUCCUUGUGGCCAGGUGUACCACGAAUUCUAUUUGGUCUUAUUAAUAAAAACCCGGAGUCUGA